AUGACGAGUGCGAACUUCCGUCGUCUAGAAAAGGAUUAUCCGUGGAUCGCAAAUCCACUCAUUGCAUCAGCGCCCAUGCUCAAUAUCGCGACUGCAAAGCUUGCAGUCGCGGUCUCCUCCGCCCGGGGGAUUGGAUUCAUUGCCGGCGGAUACGAUCUCUCGGGCCUGGAACAACAGCUCAUUGAAGCACAAGAUCUUGUCCAUGAGGCCAAUUUUCACGGUUCUCACCUUCAACACAGUCUGAGUGAGCCCCCCAUUCUCCCCGUUGGAGUGGGUUUCUUAAACUGGGGUGCAUCUCUGGAAAUCGCGCUGCCCUUGAUCCAAAAGUACCGACCCUGCGCAGUUUGGCUCUUUGCACCGAAGACUGGCGCAGACGACCUCUUACCUUGGGUCCAAGUCAUGCGGUCCAAGGUCCCUUACCACAUCAAGAUCUGGGUGCAACUUUGUUGUUUAGAGGAUGCAGUAGAAUAUACGGAGAAGUUGCAACCGGAUGUUCUUGUCGUCCAAGGAAAUGAUGCCGGUGGUCAUGGAUUUGCUCGGUCUGCCAGUAUUGUCACUCUUAUUCCCGAGGUCUUAGAUCAAUUGGAGUCAAGGAAGUCGAGUUUGACCUUGAACGUCGGAAAACCGUUUGUUGUUGCAGCGGGUGGCAUCAGUGACGGUCGAGGGUUGGCAGCUGCAAUGAUUCUGGGCGCGGAUGGAUGUGCUAUGGGGACUCGAUUUCUGGCUUCCCCGGAGGCACAAAUCGCGAAAGGCUAUCGGAAUGAAAUCCUUCGAGCCUCGGACGGUGGUGUGAGUACAGUACGGUCGACCGUUUAUGACAAAGUCCGAGGGAUCUAUGGUUGGCCAACGAAGUAUGAUGGACGUGGUCUGAUCAAUCGAUCAUACGAGGACAUCAUGAACCAGGAGGUCACUGAGGAAGAGAAUCGACGUCUGUACGAGGUGGAGAAGCUCAAGGGGGAUGAUGGUUGGGGACCUCAAGGCCGUAUGACCACCUAUGCAGGAACCGGGGUAGGCCUUAUACGAGAUGUGAUGCCGGCAGCACAGAUCGUGACGAAGACCCGGUGCGAUGCGAUGCAGAAUCUCCAGAAACAACUUCAUCCUGCUAAAUUAUGA
Messenger RNA from Aspergillus caelatus, 1113 nucleotides. Its product is annotated as nitronate monooxygenase. Lineage: Eukaryota; Fungi; Ascomycota; Eurotiomycetes; Eurotiales; Aspergillaceae. The transcript has a single exon. The coding region runs from base 1 to 1113 and encodes 370 amino acids. Gene Ontology annotation, molecular function: nitronate monooxygenase activity. The record is from RefSeq and is a predicted model, not a curated record.